AAAAAAUGACAACCGAAAUCCCGGAGAUCUUCAGGGCUCUGCUCGAGCACCCCUUCACUCUGCCAAACUUUGAGGAUAAUGACACCGACAAGGAGAAGCUCGGCCUCGGAGAGAACGCCGACCUGGGCGGAGGAGGGAGCGACAUGGGGCCUUCGGCCGCGCUGACCCCCGCCAUCUGGGACAAGACCAUUCCCUACGAUGGCGAGACCUUCCACCUGGAGUACAUGGACCUGGAGGAGUUCCUCAUGGAGAACGGGAUCCCCACCUCGCCCGACGAGGACGCGGAGGAAGUCAACGUGGUAGAGAAAGCGAAGGUCACGGCUUCCUCGCAGUCCAAGGUUGCCAAGCCGGCGAAAGGGUCUCCGGUGACUCUGAUGCCCAUUCAGGAGCUGGACAAGUGUGACGACGAAGUGGUGAUCAUCAACAAGACGGACGCAGACGCCACGUGUGACGUUAUAACAGAGGUCACCACCUCCAAGGACAGAGUGACGCCCGACCCGAUAAACCCGGACGAGAUCGAGAUCGAUGUGAACUACGACCCCGACCCCACAGACCUGGUGCUGUCCAGCGUUCCUGGAGGGGAGCUGUUCGACCCGCGCAAGCACAAGUUCAGCGAGGAGGAGCUGAAGCCGCAGCCCAUGAUCAAGAAGGCCAAGAAGGUGUUUGUGCCCGAGGAGCAGAAGGACGAAAAAUACUGGCAGAGGAGGAAGAAGAACAACAUGGCGGCUAAACGCUCGCGGGACGCCCGCAGGCUGAAAGAAAACCAAAUCACGGUUCGGGCCGCUUUCUUAGAGCGGGAGAACGCGGCGCUGAGGUCGGAGGUCGCCGAGCUGCGGAAGGAGUGCGGCCGAUACAAGAACGUCGUGGGUCACUACGAGGCCAAGUUUGGAACCCUUGCGGUGCCAGAUGACGAGUAGGCAGCCGCCGGUUUGUUCAUUUAUUCUGGUCGAUGAAUAAAUAAGUCAUUGGUGUUCGUGGGAAGACGGCGAGGAGGAAGAGAAGACCGUUGCCAUGGAGACGCAGCGGCUUGUUAGGAUAUCACUUUUUCUGUUGUUUUUUGCUGAGAGGAAUGUGAGGAUGUUUAUUUGUACGCCACGGAUGGUGUGAUGCUUUUAUUUUGAAAGGACUUUGACUUCAGUUUCACAUAUCAGAUUGUACGACGCUCUUUCUUGUAACUUUUAGACUGUGACCUUUCCAAUAAGCUUCUUCAGGGGAUUCAAAGCUGUCUGUCUGCUACAGCGACCACGACCGGAGCCGCACUUCUGGGAGUCCGUCUGUUAGAAGUUGUAGAGUCAAACGCAUGAGCUGUAAAUACUUUAUUUUCCAGUUUUUAAUCAGAAAUGUGUUCUUUGAUACCAAUAAUCCUCCUGCCUCUUUCAUCCUGGUGCCUCAGUUUUAUUUUGUAUAUGUAUAAAAGAGGGGGGGGGGUGUCUGCUCUAAGUGUCUUUUCGUCUGACGCCAUUUCAACGCAGCGUGUCGACUUGGCGGUUAGCGGGAGCCGCUGAGGACGAGCGACGGCUUCAGCGUCGGCUGGUCAAGAAGGGAAAGCUGCUUUUCUUCUGAGGCUGUGCUUCCAUCCACGUUUUACUCUUAUCUUCUAGGAUUGUUGUGGGAAUACUCCACAGAAACCGUUUGUUUGAAUAACGCAUUACAGACUAUUACAACAAUAAGCUAACUUUUCCUAAAUAUUUCUGAAACCGAGGCCGCAUCCGCCUCCUCUCUGGAACAGGUCAGUUUUGUUAUCUUCCUAGUUUUUGUAAAGAAACUUUUUUUGUUUUCUGAGUGCGUCUGUGUACAUAAAUGUAAUAAAAGAAACGUUUGGCAGAAACGGAAAUAAAAUAUUGAUAUUCAAAGAU
Molecule: messenger RNA, 1856 nt
Organism: Oryzias melastigma (Indian medaka)
Lineage: Eukaryota; Metazoa; Chordata; Actinopteri; Beloniformes; Adrianichthyidae
Gene: tefa
Product: TEF transcription factor, PAR bZIP family member a
Biological process (GO): regulation of transcription by RNA polymerase II
Cellular component (GO): nucleus
Molecular function (GO): RNA polymerase II cis-regulatory region sequence-specific DNA binding; DNA-binding transcription factor activity, RNA polymerase II-specific
Source: RefSeq, a predicted model, not a curated record